AUGACGAAGGUAAAUCUCGAAAAAGAUGGUCAGUAUAAACCUCCAACAUCCUAUGAUUAUAUUGAAGCAGAAGUGGCUCAGUUUGAAGAGGUCGGAGGAAUCUGUUCGAACAAAGACGAUGUUAACGAGCCAUGUUGCACAGUGCGUAGUGUUGUGUUAGGUUUGAUCUUCGUCAUUGGUAUGUCUUUCUUUCAUCAAUGGGGAGCUGUGCAAGUUGCUGGAUCAUUUAUUUCAUCAAUACUGGUAAUUGUCUUAGUUUUCCCAUUGGGCCACCUUUGGACAUUGAUUGUACCGAAAGCGAAACCAUUUACGGCCAAAGAACAUGGAUUUGUCCUUGUUAUGGCAAAUACAGCGUGGAUGUAUUAUUCCGUAUUUACUUAUGCGACUUUGACGACGCUGAAGGUAUUGGAAAGAGAUAAUCUUAGCUUCCCGUAUUAUUUCUUCUUUGUUCUUGCACUUCAAUUUCUUGGUUUUGGACUUGCAGGUGUUCUGCGGCGCUUUUUGGUGUGGCCCGCAGAUGUCAUUUGGCCACAAAAUUUUCCAUUAAUGGCUCUUCUACGAUCAUUGCACGAUCGAAAAAUCAACGCAUCGGAAAGGAUUCAAAAUAGUUCCCAAACUCGCAGCUGGCGAAGUCAUUUUGCUCACAAUCGAUUGCUCUAUUUCUUCGCUAUUGUCGGUGUUGUCUUUAUUUACGAAUGGCUUCCAUUAUACAUUAUGCCAAUUCUUCGUCAUUUCUCGUGGAUGUGUAUGAUUAGUCCGGAAAACAAUGCUCUUGCUCAAUUGACAGCUGUUCGUGGUCUUGCUGUAGCCGGUGGUGGUCUCACACUCGAUUGGUAUGAAGUAACACAAUAUCUUGGCUCACCAUUGAUUUUACCAAGUUGGGCGAUAUUUAACAUUGCAUUCGGGUUUAUUUUGAUUGUUUGGAUCGUCAUUCCGAUUGUUUACGGAGCAAAUGUUCGUGAUGUCAGAAGUAAACCGAUCGGUGGUGUUGUUUCGCGAAAUUUUACAGCGGUCAGUCUUGUCACAGCAUUUACUUCAUUUGCUUGUGUAUCAGCGGUUUUUAUGCAUGCGAUUCUAUUCAAUGGAAUUGAUAUUUGGAAACAACUUCGAACGAAAAAAUUAGGAAACAUGGGUAAUGAUAUGCACGCUCGAUUAAUAUCGCUUUAUCCACCUGUACCUGAUUGGUGCUAUUUGGAAGUGUGUGCUGCAGCUUUGAUCAUCGCAUGUGUUACUUGUGAUCACGCUGGUUGGUUAAAUUGGUACUGGGUGUUGCUUUCGAUUUUCAUCGGCGCAGUUUUUGUUCUUCCAUUCGGUUUAGUUUCAUCGAUCACUGGUCAACUUCUUCAUAACUUAUCGGUUUAUUACAUUUGUAUUCUUACAAUUCAAUCCUUACCUUUCGGAACAUCGGCAAGAAAGAUCUAUACAUUCAUAGCACUGAGUUAUGUAGUCUUUGUGCAGACACUCGCUUUGACUCAAGAUAUGAAAUUGGCUCAUUAUCUCAAAAUCGGUCCGCGCCCACUUUUUGCUGCUCAAUGUCUCGGCGGAUUCGUCUGUUCAACAUUUAGUAUUGGCAUACGAUAUAUGUAUGUUCGAAAAGGGCAAGUGGGAACGAACUGGUCAUUGUUUAACAACACACAGCUCGGCUGGAAUUUAUUAAAUGAUUAUGUCGGAUUUUUCAGUGGCAAAAAUUCUGCGAACCAAAGUUUACUUUGGGCGUUUGUUGCUGGUGCAAUUCUACCGAUUCCGGGCUGGUAUUUAUCACGUUGGCCAAAAUUAUCAUGGAUGAAAAGUAUACAUUGGCCUUUGAUUUUGAUUACAAUCGGCUGGCUUCCUGCAAUUGUUUCGGGUGGCGCACUUUUUACUUGGCUUGUCAUCGCUUUUACUGUGUAUUUUACCUAUGGUAAAUAUACAUGGAGUCAACGACAUAUUUAUUUAACUUCUGGCGCAUUGGAUUUAGGUGUUAAUCUUACAUUGAUUAUUGUCAAUAUCGCAUUGAACAAUCAAAAAGUUGCUUUUCCUCAUUGGUGGGGAAAUGGUGCAGAUGGUGCUGCGGAUAGUUGUGCAAAAGCUUUAAAUUAA
Molecule: messenger RNA, 2079 nt
Organism: Adineta ricciae
Lineage: Eukaryota; Metazoa; Rotifera; Eurotatoria; Adinetida; Adinetidae
Source: the annotation of a GenBank genome assembly